UAAAUUUUGCAUCAGUAUGCCUCUUCAGAAUUGCUAUGCAAGACAGAUUUUUGACUCAAGAGGAAAUCCUACAGUUGAGGUGGACUUGUUGACAGAUCAAGGCCUGUUCCGUGCCGCUGUUCCAUCAGGGGCAAGUACAGGUGUUCAUGAAGCCUUGGAACUUAGAGAUGAGGAGAAAAACAAUUACAUGGGCAAAGGAGUUAGGACUGCUGUUGACAACAUCAACAAAAUCAUUUGGCCUGCACUUUCUAAAUCGGACCUUGAAGCAACUCAGCAAGAAGACAUUGAUGAAUUUAUGAUUAAAUUGGAUGGAACAGAAAAUAAGGAAAAGCUAGGAGCCAAUGCUAUCCUGGGGGUUUCACUUGCUGUGUGCAAAGCAGGAGCAGCCAAGAAGGGAAUAUAAUUAGAAUAUAUCUGUUUCUGAUAUUACAGGCACAUUGCAGAUCUGGCAGGGAAUUCUAACAUCAUACUGCCUGUGCCAGCUUUUAAUGUGAUUAAUGGCGGAAGUCAUGCUGGUAACAAGUUAGCAAUGCAGGAAUUUAUGAUAUUACCAACUGGAGCAAAAAACUUCACAGAAGCCAUGAAAAUUGGUAGUGAAGUUUAUCAUAACUUAAAAAGUGUGAUAAAGAGUCGCUUUGGCCUUGAUGCUACUGCUGUAGGGGAUGAAGGAGGAUUUGCACCAAAUAUACAGAACAAUAAGGAGGCUCUGUCUCUUAUAUCAGAGGCUAUUACAAAAGCUGGAUAUACUGGACUUGUGGAAAUUGGAAUGGAUGUUGCUGCAUCAGAGUUUUAUAAGGAGGGCAUGUAUGAUCUUGAUUUUAAAAAUCCAAACUCAGACAGGGGCCAGUGGGCCAGUAUGGAUAAACUAGCAGAUAUAUAUUCUGAUUUCAUUAGAGAGUACCCAUUAGUGUCUAUUGAAGAUCCAUUUGAUCAAGAUCACUUUGAUGCUUGGACCACCUUUACAUCACAAGUAAAUAUUCAGAUUGUUGGAGAUGAUCUCACUGUUACCAAUCCAAAACGUAUCGCACUAGCAGCAGAGAAGAAAGCCUGCAACUGUUUGUUGUUAAAAGUGAAUCAGAUUGGUACUGUGACAGAGAGCAUCCGAGCCCAUCUCUUGGCAAAAUCGAAUGGCUGGGGUACAAUGGUGUCUCAUCGAUCUGGAGAAACAGAAGACUUUUUCAUAGCUGAUCUUGUUGUAGGACUUGGAACUGGACAGAUAAAAACUGGUGCACCAUGUCGUUCAGAAAGAUUAGCUAAAUAUAAUCAGUUAUUACGCAUUGAGGAGGAACUGGGGCACACUGCUAGGUUUGCUGGAAAGGAUUUCCGCCGCCCAGUCUAA
Schistocerca piceifrons (Central American locust) is the source of this 1339-nucleotide messenger RNA. RefSeq names its product enolase-like. Gene Ontology annotation, molecular function: magnesium ion binding; phosphopyruvate hydratase activity. The transcript has 6 exons. Gene Ontology annotation, biological process: glycolytic process. Lineage: Eukaryota; Metazoa; Arthropoda; Insecta; Orthoptera; Acrididae. The record is from RefSeq and is a predicted model, not a curated record. Gene Ontology annotation, cellular component: phosphopyruvate hydratase complex.